Messenger RNA from Oryzias melastigma (Indian medaka), 670 nucleotides. RefSeq names its product mitochondrial ribosomal protein L58 (gene mrpl58). The transcript is spliced from 6 exons. Gene Ontology annotation, molecular function: translation release factor activity. The record is from RefSeq and is a predicted model, not a curated record. Gene Ontology annotation, cellular component: mitochondrial large ribosomal subunit. Gene Ontology annotation, biological process: mitochondrial translational termination. NCBI's taxonomy places the organism in Eukaryota, Metazoa, Chordata, Actinopteri, Beloniformes, Adrianichthyidae. Bases 42 to 590 code for a protein of 182 amino acids.
GGUCUCUACGUCACUUCCUUCGCACGUGACGUUAGUCCAACAUGGCGGCGUGUCUGACGCGGCGCGUUUGUUUACUGUGUAUCUCAUCCAGAGUUCACGUUUCUCACGGUGUCAAAACAACACAAAUACGUGAUUUCUCUGGCUCCAAAGGGACACCGUCCUCCGAGGACACCAAAGUUCACGUCCCAACAGAGCGGCUGACCGUCACGUACAGCAGGAGCAGUGGUCCUGGAGGACAGCACGUCAAUAAAGUGAACACAAAGGCAGAGGUUCGCUUCCACGUACACACAGCAGACUGGAUACCUGAGGACAUUCGACAAAAGGUCAUAGAACAGAACAGAAACCGCAUGAAUAAAGCCGGAGAGCUGCUGGUCAGCUCGGAGCUCAGCAGAAGUCAGCACCGAAAUCUGUCCGACUGCCUGCAGAAGAUCUCGGCCAUCAUAGCAGAAGCCAGUGAGAAACCCCCUGAACCCACAGAAGAAGACAUCGCUCUGCGAGCAGCCAGGUUGAAGAAGAGGAAAGAAGAACGCCUCAAGCAGAAGAAGAUCCAUUCUCAAACCAAGCUCAGCAGAAGAGUGGACUUUGAUUGAGAAUGUAUUUAUUUUUCAUUUUGUGAAUUUACAAUAUUGUAUUUAUGUUCUGCUAAAUAAAGAAUAAGAUUAUAUCAAGA